This is a messenger RNA of Dromiciops gliroides (monito del monte), 1604 nucleotides long. RefSeq names its product integral membrane protein 2C (gene ITM2C). The coding region runs from base 133 to 924 and encodes 263 amino acids. Gene Ontology annotation, cellular component: Golgi apparatus; plasma membrane; extracellular exosome. The transcript has 6 exons. The record is from RefSeq and is a predicted model, not a curated record. Gene Ontology annotation, biological process: negative regulation of amyloid precursor protein biosynthetic process. Lineage: Eukaryota; Metazoa; Chordata; Mammalia; Microbiotheria; Microbiotheriidae. Gene Ontology annotation, molecular function: amyloid-beta binding.
CCCCCAAACUUCCGGUGUGGUGAGCUCGGGCCAGAGCCGAAGCGGCGGGGCUGGGCUUGGGAGGCUGCACUUCGGGGCGUCCGUGACCGUCACCGCGACCGUGACCGUGACUGUGUUUGCGGCGCUGGGGCCAUGGUGAAGAUCAGCUUCCAACCGCCCGUGGCCGGGCUCAAGCCCGACAAAGAGGCGACCGGCGAUGGGGCCAAUUCGGAAAUCCUCCUGCCGCAGACCCUGGAGGAUGGGCUUCCCCCGGGUGCCACCGCAGCCCGAAGAAACUUGGUCAGCAGCAUGUUCACUCUGACCACGGGCAUCAUCCUGCUCCUGGGCCUCCUCUUCGCCUCCGUCUACAUGUACAGGCACUACUUGAUACCUCAGAUCUCGCACCGGCCUCGGGAGAACGUGUUCCGCUGUGGGGUCCUCUAUGAGGACUCCCUCACGUCCCCCUUCCACAGUCGUCUGGAGCUUCAGGAGAAUGUGGAGAUUUACAUCAAGGAGGAUUAUGAGCACAUCAACAUCCCCGUGCCCCAGUUUGGGGGUGGCGACCCGGCCGACAUCAUCCAUGACUUCCAGCGGGGCCUGACUGCCUACCACGACAUUGCUUUGGACAAGUGUUACGUCAUCGAGCUCAAUACCACCGUUGUGAUGCCCCCGAGGAACCUCUUGGAGCUGCUGGUGAAUGUGAAGAAGGGGACCUACCUGCCGCAGACGUACAUCAUCCAGGAGGAGAUGAUCGUCACCGAGCACGUCAACGACAUGCAGCAGCUGGGCUCCUUCAUCUACCGCUUGUGCAGCGGCAAAGAGACCUAUAGGCUGCGGCGCCGUACGACAAGGAGACGCAUCAACAAGCGGGAUGCUGGGAAUUGCCACUCUAUCCGGCACUUUGAGAACACGUUCGUGGUGGAGACGGUGAUCUGCGAGCAGUAGCGACCUCUUCCAGCCUCUCCUGCCCUUCCCCCACUGUGGCCCCUGCCCCUUGCUUCUUCCCAUCCCUGGGUCCCCGCUUUGCUUCCUUUAGACUCUAUCCUGUCCCAGACUUUUCUUUCCCUCCCCUGCCUGUGCAAUGCUGUAGCCCACUGGGCUCCCCUUCCAUCCCCCCCCCACCCCCGCAUCUCUUAGCAGUGCCUGACAGUAGCUUUGGGGUUGGGGGACAAUCUUUAUCUUGGGAUUACAUUUAUUAGGUGACUUGGAAACAAAAGUUCAAUGGGACCCUGAGCUUUGGGUUUCAGUAGUGGAGAUGAGGAGGGGCUGUGGGGUGGUCAGUCCAGACCUGGGAGGUCAUCGUCAAGCUGGAGUGAGAAGUUCCAACUUCCUCAUUUUACACAUGGAGAAACUGAGGCAAGAGAAGGCUGGCCCAGGGUAGCCCAGCUGAGCUGAAAUUUGAACUCAGGUCUUCUCACUCUGAAGCCAGUGUUCUUCCCAUGGCACCAAAGGGCUUUCCCUUCCUGGGAGUGUGGGAAGGCCUUGGCCUGGGGUCCUGCCAUUGUAGGGGUGAGGGCUAGAGGAUGGACAACAGGGGCAGGGCCACCCAAGAGUGGGCUUGGAUAAAGAGCACAAGAUUAGCACAUUUCUGCCCGGCACCCCAGGGGUGGAGAGGGAGGGAGGGA